Molecule: messenger RNA, 1410 nt
Organism: Fraxinus pennsylvanica
Lineage: Eukaryota; Viridiplantae; Streptophyta; Magnoliopsida; Lamiales; Oleaceae
Source: the annotation of a GenBank genome assembly
AUGCAGAUUCAGGGCAUGGAACUCCUCAAGAUUUCUUUGCUACUUCCAAUACUUUGCUACAUUUUCUCUUUUGCAGAUGGAGGCUCGAUCGGGGUGAACUAUGGUAGAAUAGCCAACAAUUUGCCGUCAGCAGCGAAGGUGGUCGAGCUCAUGAAGUCUCAGGGCAUCCAGCGGGUGAAGAUGUACGACACAGAUCCGGCAGUUCUUAAGGCAUUAUCGGGGACUGCAAUUAAAGUUGUUGUCAAUCUCCCAAACGAGCAACUCUCCAAUGCUGCGAAACGUCCUUCCUUCGCCAAUGCUUGGGUUCUUCGCAAUGUGGUGUCCUACUAUCCUUCCACCGCCAUUGAAGCUAUCGCCAUUGGCAAUGAGGUGUUCGUGGACACAAACAAUACAACCCGGUUCCUCAUCUCUGCCAUUAAGAAUAUACAUCAAGCUUUGGUCAAGUACAAGCUCGAUGACACCAUUAAGGUGUCUUCUCCGGUUGCUCUUAGUGCAUUGCAGAAUUCUUAUCCUUCCUCAGCAGGGUCCUUCCGGCCAGAUUUAAUUGAACCGGUGUUUAAACCCAUGCUUGAAUUCCUAAGACAAACCGGGUCAUCUCUCAUGGUGAAUAUCUACCCAUUCUUUGCCUACGAGUCAAAUGCUGAUGUAAUUUCUUUGGAUUACGCACUUUUCCGGGAAAAUCCCGGGGUGGUUGACGCCAGGAACGGUCUGCGCUACUUCUCGCUUUUCGAUGCACAAAUCGACGCCGUUUUUGCUGCAAUGUCGGCGUUGAAAUAUGACGACGUCAAGAUCACAGUAACAGAAACCGGCUGGCCUUCUAAAGGAGACUCAAACGAGGUCGGAGCAAGUAUCGAAAACGCCGCCGCGUACAAUGGAAACUUGGUCCGGCGAGUCCUCACCGGCGGCGGGACUCCCCUCAGGCCGCACGAAGAUAUCACCGUCUACCUCUUCGCUCUCUUCAACGAGAACCAGAAAUUCGGACCCACAUCUGAACGAAACUUCGGUCUCUUUUACCCUAACGAGAAGAAGGUUUACAACAUUCCGUUCACGGCGGAGGGACUCAAGAGUUACAGAGGAGACCGUUCGCCGUCGACCGGCGGUGAACAGAGAGUGUCAACCGGAGCCUCAAAUGGACAGACAUGGUGCGUGGCUAGUGCACAGGCGGGGAAAGCUAAGCUACAAGCGGGUCUAGAUUAUGCGUGUGGGGAAGGAGGUGCUGAUUGCCAUCCGAUCCAGCCAGGGUCUACGUGUUUCAAUCCUAACACUCUCGAGGCGCACGCUUCGUUUGCUUUCAAUAGUUACUAUCAGAAGAAGGGACGUGGCAUUGGUACUUGCUAUUUUGGUGGGGCCGCCUACAUUGUUUCUCAACAGCCCAAGUAUGGAAAAUGCGAAUUGCCCACUGGAUACUGA